Molecule: messenger RNA, 1857 nt
Organism: Morchella sextelata
Lineage: Eukaryota; Fungi; Ascomycota; Pezizomycetes; Pezizales; Morchellaceae
Exons: 1
Coding region: 1-1857 (618 amino acids)
Biological process (GO): protein phosphorylation
Cellular component (GO): cytoplasm
Molecular function (GO): protein kinase activity; protein binding; ATP binding
Source: RefSeq, a predicted model, not a curated record
AUGGCGCCGGAGCUCCUGGGAUACCAUAAGCCCAAAGAAUCUUUUGAUUGGAUGGCUGUGGAUAUGUGGGCUCUAGGUUGUGUUGUCUUCGAGAUCUUGACCGGUCGAACGCCUUUUGCGGCAGCCUCUAAAACUACAGACAGCAUCUCUGGUCUUGACCCGGAAAUAGAAUAUGCUCUAGAGGCUAACACAAAGCUUUUUCACUCUUACUGUAGCGGAAGUGCGGAAUUUCCAGAGAAGACUCUGAAGCUCGGCGUCCCCGUCUCUGAAUGGGGUGUAGAAUUUUCCAAAAGAUGCCUAACUACCAAACAGUGGCUUAGGAUAACCUCAAGUGGGGCCCGGAUGCAUAGGUGGAUAACAAAGCGGGUUGAGCUUGAGGCCUUGAUAUUUAAAUAUGAGAUGGGCGACAGUUCAGUCAUGGGAGAAGCAUUUCUAUUGGCAGCGGGCAGCGGGGAUACAAAGCCCAUAUCCGACCUCUUGGACAGAUGCGGUGUUGACAUCAACGCUAAAGAAGCUAUAGUACGUGGUAGGACAACGCUCCAGGCAGUAGUUGAUGACGGGCAUAUCGAAGUCGUGAAAUAUCUCUUAGAUAGAGGUGCGGAUAUCAAUAUGGAAGCAGCGGAAUUUGAAGGUCGAACAGCACUUCAAGCAGCGGCAGGCAGAGGACGCCUUGAUGUUGUGUCACUUCUCUUAGAUCGACGUGCGUUCAUCAAUGCCAAAGCAGCGGAAUUUGAUGACCGAACGGCGCUUCAAGCAGCGGCAGGUAGCGGGCACAUCGGGGUGGUGAGACUCCUCUUGGAUAGAGGUGCACUCAUAAAUGCUAGAGCAGGAUAUGACCACGGUCGAACAGCAUUGCAGGCAGCCGCGGGCGGUGGACACAUUGAGGUCGUGGAACUUCUCUUGCAUAGAGGUGCUGAGGUCAACGGUAAAGCAGGAUAUGAAGGGGGUCGAACGGCACUACAAGCGGCAGUAGGUGGUGGACACCUCGAUAUUGUAUCACUCCUCUUGGGUCGAGGUGCCGAUGUCAACGCCGAACCAGCGGACAGUGGCGGUCUUACAGCUUUGCAAGCCGCAGCAGGUGGGGGGUACAGGGACAUCGCGGGAUUGCUAUAUGAAAAACACGCCAGGAUCAAUGCUAGAGCAGGAGAGAGCGGUGGUCGGACAGCACUGCAAGCAGCGGCAGGCAAUGGGCACACAGAAAUGGUGCUAUUUCUCCUGGCUUUGGGUGCCCAGAUCGACGCUGAAGGGACACAAUGUAACGGGCGAACAGCGCUGCAGGCGGCGGCAGAGAAGGGACACUUCGAAACCGUGCGGGUUCUCUUAGGUUACCGUGCAAACAUCAACGCCAGAGCAGGAGAUUAUCACGGCCGAACAGCGCUCCAAGCAGCGGCAGGCAAUGGAUAUAUCGACAUUGUCGCGCUCCUGUUGGAUAAAGGUGCGGAUGUGAACGCCUGUGCAGGACAUAGCAGCGGUCGAACAGCGCUGCAAGCAGCGGCGGAGAAUGGUCAUAUGGGGACCGUGCUCCUCCUCCUGGGUGCAGGUGCCGAUAUCAAUGCCGAACCAGGUGAUAUUGAAGGUCGAACAGCACUCCAAGCAGCAGCAGGUGGGGGGCAUCUCGAGGUUGUGUUACUCCUCCUGGAGCAAGGCGCCAAUAUAAACGCUAGUGCGGGAUGGGGUCACGGUAUGACGGCAUUCCAGGCAGCAGCAAACGGCGGGCACGGCGCGAUAUUGAGACUCCUCUUUGACAGAGGUGCCCACUUCAAACCGAAAGACGAAGAAUCCAGUGGCCGGAUAACACUUGGGAUUACAGCAAUUGCAAGGAUGCUAAGGCGCCCCGAAAUCGACGAUCCUCUUUGA